Molecule: messenger RNA, 2153 nt
Organism: Malaclemys terrapin pileata
Lineage: Eukaryota; Metazoa; Chordata; Testudines; Emydidae
Gene: APOA5
Product: apolipoprotein A5
Exons: 6
Coding region: 1021-2118 (365 amino acids)
Biological process (GO): phospholipid efflux; cholesterol efflux; triglyceride homeostasis
Cellular component (GO): blood microparticle; high-density lipoprotein particle; extracellular region
Molecular function (GO): cholesterol binding; phosphatidylcholine-sterol O-acyltransferase activator activity; phospholipid binding
Source: RefSeq, a predicted model, not a curated record
AGCCCUGCGCCCUGUGAGCCGCUCCUGUUUGCAUGGCUCAGGGGAGAGAGGUGAACUUUGGUGUCAGAGGAGGGUCAGUGACUGCCUGGAACUUCACCCUUGCCUCAGGCUGGACUUUGCCAAAUACGUGGAUUGUCACCUCCUCUAAUCUGCAUGCAGAUAACACAUCCUCACUGGGAAAGAGGCUGAAAACAUGAAGUACCCUGUCUGCCUGUUUCCCAGAAAGGCCUUAGGUAUUAAUGUGAUACAAAAGCUAAAUGAGGUAAAGGUUUGCAGAUCAGUUCUCGGAAUAAGCAAAUCGGAGGUGGAGAGACAGUGUCUGAGGAGUUUACUCCCGUCACUGUUUACAGAGUUUGAUUCAUUUCCCUCAAAACAAAUAUUUCCAAGCUUUGUUUUCCUAUUUCAAAUGCAGUGCCAGCAUCCCAGUGCUUGUGAGCAGCUGUGCACUAACACACCAGUGUGCCCAGACCAGAGUUCACCAGCUGUUCCGUUGCUUUGGUUUGCUGUAGCAACCUGAGCCCAGUGGAAGCGUAUAGAUAACGUAUAGAUCUUAGUAGCAGUGCACGGUCUAGAAGUCAGCCUGGAGAUCGAAGCACCUGCACAGUCUAUGCUGCACAGAGCCCCAGGGCUCUGCAUCUGGUUGUAUGAGUGAAGCUCAGGAUUGGCAGCUCACACUUGGUUGCGCAGCUGUGGAACCCAGUGGCAGAACUAUCAAGCCAGGCAAACAGAUAGUGCUGUUUGUCUUGGUGUAUGAGACUGGGAUACAAAGGUCAGCCCCAAAUCCAGCUUCACCCGAAUCCAGAGACCUGGGCAGCGCGACCAGCAAGGCCUCUCUUAGCACUGGUAAUAUACCAUCUUAUCCAUCAAGAAGAGAAAGAUGCGUGUGGGACCUCUUGUCACCUGAGCACUUCUGCCUAAUAUUGCUCCAUAUAUAAAGUGAGCAGCGUGAUCCAGGGUCCAACUCACAGAGGACAGCAGGUGAACAGCGGCUAGAGUCCCAGCCCAGUGACCAGACUGACCAUGUCUCACAAAGCUGCACUUCUGGCUUUGCUCCUGGCCACCGUCUCAGUUGCUCAGGCUGAACGGGCGAGGAAUGGGUUCUGGGAUUACCUCAGCCAGCUCACUCAUGACAAGGACAGUAUGGCACAUACCCAAAGCAUGAAGCUGGAUCAAGAGAUCAAAAAAGUGAAAGAAAGUAUCCAAGAAGGAGUUAACUACAUGGGAAAUCUCCUUGAGAAACUGGCCCCACUCAACAGAGGACUUCAGCCCCGGUUCUACCAAGACUCCGACAGCCUGCGAAGGCUCAUCAGGAAGGAGCUGGAAGGCCUGAGGGUGAAACUGUCUCCUUAUGUGGAUGAGGUGCACCAAAAAAUCAGCAAGAACCUGGAAGUGCUUCGCUUCCAGCUGACCCCAUUCACCCAAGAGCUCCUGGAUCAGGUCAUUCUGAAAGCUAGGGAGCUCCAGCAGCACCUCACCCCCACUCGAGACGUGAAGGCCCAGUUUCUGGAAGGUGUAGAUGAGGUUCAGAGGUUUGUGUCUCAGUAUGCCAAUAAAAUAGCCUUUCAUACUGACCAAGUGAAGGAGGUCUUCCAUCCGUACGCUGCCAGACUGGUGACGGAGAUCCACCGCAACGUGGAAGAGCUCCAUAGAAACGUCAUCCCACACACCAAAGUCAGCCCGGAAAAACUCAGUCAGUACAUCCAGGAGCUCUCUGAGAAGCUGACCCAGAAUGCCAGGGAUCUCCAUCAGAAGAUCCAGAGGAAUCUGAACCACCUCAAGGAGCAGCUGCGCCUUUACCCCAGUGGCCUCCGGGAGCACAUUGCUGGCACUACUGUAGACCCUCACUGGGCUGUGGACCCCUACAUGGAGGGCAUGGCUCAGGAAGUGCAGCAGAGAAUUGAGGAGUUCAGAAGGGACACGUUCCUCCAGAUAGACGACUUCACCAGAACCAUUGACCGGGAGACAGAAGAAAUGAAGUUCAAACUGUCUCCACUGUCCUCAUACUCAGAGGAGUUUCAGGACAGCUCAGCACCUCUGGAGGAUUUGCAUGUCCGGCUUGACUCUCUGUGGAAGGAUAUUUCCCAGAGUUUAAAUGAGAAAAGCAGCGAUUUACAAUGAAAUCCUGUACCUGUGUAUAGAGAGGGGAGUGUGUG